Parathielavia appendiculata is the source of this 3318-nucleotide messenger RNA. RefSeq lists its product as uncharacterized. Gene Ontology annotation, cellular component: SAGA complex. Gene Ontology annotation, molecular function: transcription coregulator activity. The transcript has 2 exons. Gene Ontology annotation, biological process: regulation of transcription by RNA polymerase II. NCBI's taxonomy places the organism in Eukaryota, Fungi, Ascomycota, Sordariomycetes, Sordariales, Chaetomiaceae. Bases 1 to 3318 code for a protein of 1105 amino acids. The record is from RefSeq and is a predicted model, not a curated record.
AUGGCGCCCACUGUCGUCGCCGCGCCGGCGGUCCCCGCUGCCCCGGCUGCUACCAAGAUCAAACGCCCCAUUCCCCCAGGCAUCCAAACCAACGGCGUUCCGACAUCGCGCUCGUCGCCCUCGCCGUCAAUGUCGGCCAAGCGCGCUCCCUCAUCAGCGGGCGUCCGCCAGCCAUCCAACCCGCCAACCGCUAACGGCACGACUCCGACAUCCGCCCGUCCCCCAAACCGGCAGCGCAAGGAUGGUUCUGGACAGGUAUUAGGAAGGGGCCAAAGAACCGCUGGUCUCCGGUCCGCCAGCAUUGCUCCAGAUCUCUCGUCCUCCCAUGCAACUGAACCGCCACCCUAUGUGGUUACUGAUAAACAUAUCCUCACGAAAUUCGCCGGAAACCCACCUUCCCUCAUUGUCCACCUGUACCAGACGCAUUUCCGCUUCGACCUGCAGGAGGGCAUGUUUCAGUACAACUCACCUAUGCGAUUAUUCCUGGAACAUCUAAGGUCCCGCACAGUUCCUCAUGACCUGCUUGAGUACUUCACUCAGUGGGGUGUGCCAUUUUACGAUGGCUGUCUGAUCGUGGAAGUGCGUGACCACAAGUCCGUGGCCCAGGCGAAGGACGUUGCGAGACCAACAUCGGCAUCGAGUAAAACGGUCCCCUUCUCGGUUCACAACUACAACCAAUACAUCACUCCCUCGCCCUACGUCCCCUAUCCGAAGGAGAACCUCGCGGCGACCGGCACCGCUCCCGCAGCAGAGAAGACGGCUGAUGAGAAGGACAAGGAAAACAUGCCAGCUCCGAGCGCGCCUGCAGAUGGACAGAAGGGCAAGGGUACCCCCAAGCCCAGGAUAUUCACCGUCGUUCUGCAUCCCACGCAGCAAUGUCUGGCUACCGAUCUCCUCAUCAAGGCCACCACGCCUCGUGGCGCGUCUGAUCCUCGCGCCGAUGGCACCGUUCCUCCAACCCCUCACGCUCCCGUGCCGCCAACCCCGACUGCGGCAAGCAUGCCUCCGCCGGCAAAAAAACAGAAGCGGGAACGAAUGGAGCUUGAGGCUAGUAAUAUCUACGAAGCGGAGGCCCAGAUUUUGCUGGCCACCACGGCGCCUCUGGAUCUGGAGCCAACCAAAAACGCCGAAGAAACUAUAGCAAAGCUCGAAAAAUUUGCGCACCCUGACCACUCACACAAGCCGCCCCAGCCAAAGACGCGGAAGAGAACGGUCGCCGAAAUGGCCGCUGAUCAGGCUCUGGCUGCGGGCCAAGAGCGUUAUAUGCUUACUAUGGAUGAGCGUCUUUCCUCCAAGGUGGCUGGUGCUCAUACCGGUGGCAACGGCACUGACGGGGAUGGCCAGGCUGGAGCGGCCGUUUGGGAGCCGAGGUUCGAGCGGUUCAAGCUCAUCGCCGACAUCAAGCGUGAACACGCGGAGAAGAAGGAGCAAGAGAAGAUCAAGCAGGCCGAGAUUGAACGGAAGUUUCAGCUGCAAAAACAGCAGCAGCAACAGCAACAGGAGGCCGCCAUGCUCGCGGCAAGACAGGCCCAAGCCGACGUGGAACGGCAACGGAAGGAGCAAGCAUUGCUCGAACAGCAGCGACAAGCCCAGAGACGGAUGCAAGCAGCUCAGGCUCAAGCCCAGGUUCACCAAGCUCAGGCGCAGGCGCAGGCGCAGGCGCAAGCCCAAGCGCAGGCGCAAGCCCAAGCUCACGCGCAAGCCCAAGCGCACGCCCAGGCCCAGGCUCAGGCUCAGGCCCAGUCUCAAGCUCAAGCCCAAGCCCAAGCCCAAGCACACGCGCAGGCCCAGGCCCAAGCGCAACAAAAUCCCAACGCUUCUGCCAUGGGCACACCUCACGCCCACCCGGUGCAUCACAGUCCUCUUCCGGCAGGUAUGACAGGCGGUGUGCCGGUCAACAUGGCGCAGCAACCACAACCACGUUUCCCUCAAGUUUCGCAAGCCCAGGUAUCAUCGCCAAUCGUGCGGCAAAACACGCCGCAAACCGCGUCGUCCCCUAUGGGCAUGGCCGGGGUCGCUAUGCAGCAUUCCAACUCGAAUAUGGGGCAGGCGGGUAGCCCAGCAAGGCCGCCAUCGGUGGUUCAGAACCAUUCGAUGGCCGCACCCAUGGCGCCCAACAUGUCCGCACGGGGCAGCCAGCAGAGCCACGCGGGAGGUACACCCAGGAUGCCCAGCGCCACACCCAACAUGGCACACGCGACCCCUAUUACGCGGCCGCAGGUAAUGCCGACUCCACGGAUGACCCAAGCUAGUCCGCCUGGCGGCAUGAUGGCGGCCGCGCAGCAGUUGGGACACAUGGUGAUGACGCCGCAGGGAAUGAUGCAGGUGCCGAAUGUCGGGGCCACCGCGGCCCAGAUUGCGCAGCAGCAGCGAAUGAUGCAGCAGCAACAGCAGUUAUUGCAGAUGCAGCAGAACGGCAUGAUGAACAACGUGCCUGCCGUCCAGCAUCAGCUCGCCCAGCAACGGUUGAUGCAGCAACAUCAGCAGCAGUUGCUGAUGCAGCAGCGGGGAGGCCAGAUGAUGAACCAGCCGACGGCACAGCUGGCCGCGCAGUACUCGCAGCAGCUCAGCCAAAUGCAACAGCAGGCAGCGCUUAUGGGCCAGAUGAACCCGAUGCAAGCCGCCGCACAGCGUCAGUUUCUCGCUGCUCAGGCACAUGCUGCACGGAACCAACAAAACAUGAACGCUAUGGGACCCAACGGCAUGACGCCGGCUCAACUCGCUAUGAUGCAACAACUACACCUCGCCCAACAACAGCAGCACCAGCAACAACAGCAACAGCAACAACAGCAGCACCAGCAACAUCAAGCAGCCGCAGCCGCCGUCGCCGCCCAGCAACAGCAGCAGCAACAGCAGGCACAACAACAGCAACAGCAUGACGCCCAACAACAUCAACAACAGGCACAGCAGCAGGCACAGCAGCAGGCGCAGCAGCAGGCGCAAGCGCAACAGCAAGCGCGAGCAUCGGCCAGCAUGCUCGGACUCAGCCAGCAACAGCAGCAGCAAAUCCACAACCAGAUCCAGAACCUCACGGGCGCCAUCUUCUCCAAGCAGCUGCCGAAUUUCCAGAAGGCUUUCCCCAGCGGCGUCAUCCCCGAGGACGACCUCGCCCAGUUCAAGCGCAACUGCUUGAUGCAGGCCCGGAACCAUGUCCUCAGCCAGCUGAAUCAGAGCCGGUUGGGAAUGCAGGCUCAGCAAGCGCAGGCUCAAGCUCAAGCCCAGGCGCAGGUGGCUGCUAUGCAACAGCAGCAACAGCAGCAGCAGCAGCAGAUGAAUGGGGUGAAUGGUGGUGGGGGGAUGAUGGGGCAGGGAAUGUAG